UUCUUCCCUAUAACAGUUAAUGCUUUUGCUGUCAACUUUUGACUAUUUGCCUUCACUUCUUUUUCUUUUUUUUCUCUCUCUCUCUUCAGUCAGCGACCCUUCACACACUCUUCUUCCCUUUCUUUUCACUAUUUAUACACCCUUCAUUUUGACUCUUGCCUUGGCUCAUUGCAAUUGCAAACAAGAGGAAAUCCAAGAAACACAAGAGAUCUAGCUAUACUAUAUCGUAAAAGUAUAGUGAAGUAAAAGAAAAAGAUACACUCAACAAGGCAAGAUGGGAAGGCCACCUUGUUGUGAUAAAGGUGUGAAGAAAGGACCUUGGACUCCUGAAGAAGAUAUCAUUUUGGUGUCUUACAUACAGGACCAUGGUCCUGGCAAUUGGAAAGCUGUUCCUACCAAUACUGGGUUGUCAAGGUGCAGCAAGAGUUGUAGACUUAGAUGGACUAAUUAUCUGAGGCCAGGAAUCAAAAGGGGUAACUUCACUGAACAAGAGGAGAAGAUGAUAAUCCAUCUUCAAGCACUUUUAGGGAACAGAUGGGCUGCCAUAGCUGCAUACCUGCCACAAAGAACAGAUAAUGACAUAAAGAACUACUGGAACACCUAUCUGAAAAAGAAGCUGAACAAAUUGGAAGCAAGUGGUUCUGAAGGAAGCUUGGGGCAUGGUGGGGUUUCAGUUUCUCAGCCAAUGUCUAGAGGGCAGUGGGAAAGAAGGCUACAAACGGAUAUUCACAUGGCCAAGAAAGCUCUCAGUGAAGCUCUUUCACCAAAGAAGACAUCAUCUACUUUUUUAGCUGAGUUAAAUUCAAACCUUUCCAAUGAUAAUAGCACUGCCUCCUUCUACAACUCUACAAAACCAACACCAUCCAUAAGUUAUGCCUCUAGUGCUGACAACAUAGCUCGUUUGUUGAAGGGGUGGAUGAAAAGCACACCAAAACGUGCUGCCACUCAAAACUCCAUUAUCAACUUGGCUUGUGCAGGAGCUGACACUGCUUCCAGUGAAGGAACAACAAAGGGAAGCUCAACCAGUGUGGAGUUGUCUGAGACUUUUGAGACCUUGUUUGGUUAUGAGUCUUUGGAGUCUUCAAAUUCUGAGUUUUCACCUUCUCUUUCUCCUGAGGGCACUCUCUUCCAAGAUGAGAGCAAGCCUGAUAUUACUGGAAUAGACGUGCCUUUCUCUUUGCUUGAGAAAUGGCUUCUGGAUGAUUCUGGUUGUCAAGAGAAACUUAGCUUCUAGAUUUAGUUAUAGUUCAAUUUGUUGCUUUUUCUUAGUUAUAGCAGACUAAACCUGAAUCUCACUUUGGCCUUCAACCCCUUUUGGUCCUAGAAGUGUAUAUUCCAAUCCAAUAUUAACAUUAUUAUAUUAUUAUAUCCUAUAGUUAGAUGUCUUAAUGCUAAAGUUUGUUCUCUUAAUUAAUCACAA
Molecule: messenger RNA, 1420 nt
Organism: Vigna angularis (adzuki bean)
Lineage: Eukaryota; Viridiplantae; Streptophyta; Magnoliopsida; Fabales; Fabaceae
Product: transcription factor MYB30
Exons: 3
Coding region: 275-1234 (319 amino acids)
Biological process (GO): response to auxin
Source: RefSeq, a predicted model, not a curated record